GUCCUUUCCAGGUGUUGGGGUCGUCCAAUGUCAAGAUGACAGAGUGCAAUUGGGUUUACACUUCCCCAAGAAAUACGUCGGUUUGUUCGAGCGAAUACGUCAAGUCGAUCGGCCGGGGGAAUGUGUGUAUCGAUCGGACGAUGAAUGGCAUCAGGUAUCUGUACGAGCCCAGGCGGCCCGAGUGGACGCCCUCGCAGCUGCUGCAGCCCAUGCUGCGACUCUAGG
Perkinsus marinus ATCC 50983 is the source of this 225-nucleotide messenger RNA. RefSeq lists its product as hypothetical. The annotation marks the transcript as partial. NCBI's taxonomy places the organism in Eukaryota, Perkinsozoa, Perkinsida, Perkinsidae. The transcript has 2 exons. The record is from RefSeq and is a predicted model, not a curated record.